UUUAUGUGUUUUUUUUUUUUUUUUAGUUGAAGGAGUUGUGUUUUUAGUGUCUGUUUGGUUGUUGAGAAAACAUCGGGAAAAGGAAACUGGAAAAGAAAAAAUCUUUCUUUUUUGUCUGGUCCGUUUUAUUAUGCUUAUUUAAAUGGAUAAGCUUCUCCCAUUUUUUUUUUCUCUUCUUCUUGCAUAGAUUAGAAAAAAAAGAAAAACUUUAGCUGAACCAAACAGCUAGAUCAGGCCCACUUCACUGUACAUAUAUACUUUUUAUUUCUCUCAGAAAUGUAAGUAAAAAAUUGCAAAAUCGAUUCUUUUUAUAAAAUUUUCCUUUCAGUUGAUCAUAAAAAACUUUUUUUUUUUAAUUUUAAAUCCUAGUUGAAAUUCCACAGUCUUGAUUUUUAUCCUUUUCAUGUUUUGUAUUAAGAUUUUACUCUUUUUUUUAUUGAAAAAUUCUUGAAUGACUGCGAGCUUGAAAAACAUCGAACAAAUGUUUCUUAAAAUCUAAAAUGGGGUUUUGUUUCUUGGUGUUUGAAAGUAGACUUAUGAUCCAUUACUACGUAUUUUUUGUCACUAUCAUUUCGUUUAACAUUAAAAGGGAAAAUUUGGAUAGAUGAUUGCAGGUUUAUGUAGUACAAGUUAAGGUUAUAAAAUGAAAACAGAUCGGAAACAACAUUUGAUAAAGAAGCUUUGCAACAUGAAACGUCAAAGGGUAGAUCAAUCCAUUGUUCCUGGCUUGGAAGAUGAAGCAACUGAGGUUGCGCAUUUACUUGCGGAACCUAAAAGUGAGCAUGUUUCACGAGAUGGAGUCCUAUGUUUUGGGAAGGAUAAUUUAGAGAAGCACUUGAAAAUGGAGGACUUCUCUUGUGCCUUCGAUUAUGGCUGGAAAAUCAAUUAUGGUGGGCUGGAUUCUAUCCAUGGUCAAGGAGGAGAUGAUUUGAAGCUUGAAGUUCUUGAUGGAUUGCUGGAUGAAGUUGAUGAAGUGGAUGAUAUUCAUGCAGCCCAUGAUAUCUCUGGUGCAUGUGAAGAUUUUCUUUUGGAUAUUGAAUUUCCUGAAAAGCAUUCUGUAUUGGAUUGUGGUCCUCGUGAAGGAUCAACUUUGCGUAACUCAAGUUCAGAAAGUCAUUCACCAGGAUUUAGUGGAAGUAGUAAUAGUGCUGGUGGCAUAUCAGAAUCAUCAAUUCCAACUGUUCAAGAAUCCAACAGCAAGAAUGGUGUGCUUGGGAAUAUGGUCAGUUGUGAUUUACAUCGUAACUUUAGGAGCAAAUAUGGGUGUCAGGGUCCGGUUUUGGACACCAUUCGACCUACUAUAGAAGAUGUGCAAGAUCUUGAUGUGUCUGAUGAUGAUGAAGAACCUUUAGUAAGUUUUAUAUUGUCUAAUAGGAAAGUAAAAGGCUCUGUUAAAGUAACAAAAGGUGGCACUCUUCUCAGACAGAAGAGACUGCGGAAGCCUACCAGGAGGUAUAUUGAGGAAUUUUCUAGAAAUUCUACUACUGGAAAGAAUAAGUGCCUUAAAGUCAGAUCACAAGAAGAAUUUCCUCAAGUGCCAUCCAAAUCCCAACCUCGGAGAGGACGGCCCAAGAAAAUUGUGCCGAAAUUGGAGCUUGAAUCUGAUUGUGAGUUUUCUGCUUCUGAAUCUGAAGAUCAGCAUAAGAGAACCAAAAGAUCCAAAACGGCAUGUGAUAGGAGGAAGCAUCAAACGAUGUGGACCCUUGCAGAGGUGAUUAAGCUGGUUGAUGGAAUUGCUCAGUAUGGUGUUGGAAGAUGGACUGAUAUAAAAAGGCUUCUAUUUGCAUCAUCUGCUUAUCGAACCCCUGUUGAUCUGAGGGAUAAAUGGCGAAAUCUUCUAAGAUCUAGUUCUGCACAUGGACACAACAGGAGAGAGUUGCAGGUUCAGAAUAAUGUGAAGCAUGCUGUACGUCCCCUACCAAAGCCUGUGGUACGCCGUAUCCGUGAACUGGCUACCAUUCAUCCAUACCCAAGGGUUCGAAGCUCAAAAAUUUCAUCUGUUGAUUAUGUUCCUUCAUCCAAACAACCGACAACUAAAGUUGCUCCAGUUUACUCUCCUGCAAGAAAUUUACGUGGGAAGAACUGUUGUUGAAGAAGCAUUUGUGUAAUUUGCAAUAAAGCUACUGCAAUUCGAGUUUAGUUGUAAAACAGCAGUGUUCUUUCCUACAACAGCCCCUUAACAUCUGCACAUAUAAAUGCUCUCAGAUCAUUAAGAGUAUCCGGUAAAUGUUGCACUAGUGAAAACAAAUUUUACAAUUUUAAUAGCCAGGAAUAUGGCUAACUGAAGUCUAAAGAGUAGAUUUUCCUUCCAUGUUGUUGCAUGUUACUAUCA
Molecule: messenger RNA, 2332 nt
Organism: Durio zibethinus
Lineage: Eukaryota; Viridiplantae; Streptophyta; Magnoliopsida; Malvales; Malvaceae
Source: RefSeq, a predicted model, not a curated record